Messenger RNA from Mercurialis annua (annual mercury), 771 nucleotides. RefSeq lists its product as uncharacterized. The record is from RefSeq and is a predicted model, not a curated record. The coding region runs from base 1 to 771 and encodes 256 amino acids. The transcript has a single exon. NCBI's taxonomy places the organism in Eukaryota, Viridiplantae, Streptophyta, Magnoliopsida, Malpighiales, Euphorbiaceae.
AUGGCCAACUCUUCAAGGGAAAAUUCUCCAAACAAAUCAAACAGCCCUAGUGAUGAGGCUUUACCAGUCCCCACUCCUGCUCCACUUCCUAUCCGUGCGAUUCAUUUUGGUGAAGGCUCCUCUUCAGUUCCGGUUGUCGGUCAGGGAUUAAUUGAAGGGUUUUCUUCUUCGUCAUCAUCCUCGCCGUCACCGUCACCUCCGCAGCGUAGGGUUGUUCAGAUUGCUCUUGGAGGAAUGGGUGCGGGUCGAGGGUCUGGCGAUCCUCAAAUGAACAGAGCAUUAGCAAAAAACGAUGAUGAUAAUGUUGCUGAAAAUAAACGAAAAAAAGGCGAAAUGGAUGCGCCAAAAUCAGAACCAAUUUGUUCAAUAUGUGGGAAAAGAUUUGGUUCUUGGAAAGGAGUGUUUGGUCAUCUCCGUGCUCACCCGGAACGUGAAUGGCGUGGUGCUUUUCCACCACCUAAAAGAGUUACAGGUUCGUGGUCACCAAUCAAAAUGUCCGGCGCUGAUGAUCAUCAGGCUCGGCAAGUGCAGUUGCUUGCUCCAACUAUGUUGGAUUUGGCCCGUGAAACCUUGGCUAAAAUGCGUGAGGAUUCAGUUGCUCCGGCUGCUGGUGAUGGUGGUGGUGUUGCAAGUUCCCGAAGGGUUACAAAUAUCGAUUUGAACAUAGAACCAGGGUCUUCUUCCUCUCCUUCUCCUCCACGAGGUGGCCCUACGCUGGAUUUGAACAAGUCUCCACCAGAGAGUGAUGAUGGUAAUAAUGGUAAGGAGUAA